This is a messenger RNA of Penicillium macrosclerotiorum, 1059 nucleotides long. RefSeq lists its product as uncharacterized. The record is from RefSeq and is a predicted model, not a curated record. Bases 1 to 1059 code for a protein of 352 amino acids. NCBI's taxonomy places the organism in Eukaryota, Fungi, Ascomycota, Eurotiomycetes, Eurotiales, Aspergillaceae. The transcript has 2 exons.
AUGCAACUCAAGAUGCUCACCUCUAUGGCUCGAGGCCAACCCGGAAUUCUACAUCACAUUACCUCCAGCCUCGUCUCCUUCGAAUACACCCGCGGAUCCCCUCGCAAACCACACACCCUUCUCUUUGUAGGCGGCCUUGGCGAUGGCCUCGGCUCUGUGGAAUAUCUCGGUGAUAUUGUGCGAGCCCUCGACUCGACAGAAUGGACCGUAUUCAACCUGAUUCUGUCCUCGUCAUACGGUGGCUGGGGCAUGGGCCGGCUUGGCAAGGACAUUGAUGAGAUCGCACAAGCUGUGGAGUAUAUCCGCGAAUACAAGACGCCACAGUAUGGUGCUGGCAAAGUCGUUAUCAUGGGCCAUUCAACGGGCAGCCAGGACGUGAUGCACUACAUUAACUGCCCGAAUCCUCGACCUGCAAACCCAAUCUUUGACAAAGACUGGGAGCCCAUUCUGAGAACACCUGUGGAUGGUGCUAUUAUGCAAGCGCCUGUUUCGGAUCGCGAGGGUAUUCUUUGGGUGAUCAAGUGUGGCACAGCAAGGGAUAGCCCAGCGGCGAUGCGAGAGUUGUACAACAAGGCCGUUGAGGAGGCUCGCCGAAAUACAUAUGAAGAUAACAACUCUGUUGACACAGUGGUUCCACUAUCUGUCACUGGUCGCAUAGGCUAUCCGCCCACUGCGCCAGUCAGUAGCCGACGGUUCCUGAGCCUGGUGAGCCCGGAUAGUCCGGAGAAGCCAGAAGAGGACGAUCUGUUCAGUUCAGACUUGAGCGAUACGCGGUUAAAGGAAACAUUUGGCAUGGUGGGAAGGCGAGCAUUGCUUAACCAAAAACUUCUGGUUCUAUAUUCUGGUCGCGAUCAGUCGGUGCCGCCUUGGGUCAAUAAGGAAGAGCUACUUAAAAGGUGGCAGAGAGCCAUCAAUGUCGAGGGGCGGGAAUUCUGGGACCAUCGUAGCAUGGUCAUUCCUAAUGCAUCACACGCUCUAAGUGAUUCAGAUCAAGCAGAGCCACGGCGGAUUCUGGUGGAAAGAGUGACAUCAUAUUUGAACGACAUUCAAAAGGCAUAG